AUGGAAAUCGACCCCUUUGACCAAGUAUUAAAUGACACCAAGGAACAGCUAGAAAGGCUAUCGCAUUUCUUUACCACACACACUUCAAAUGAUGAAGCUGAUGAAAUAAAAGAAAUCAUAAAUGAAGUGGAUGAAACUUUAAUUGACCUGGAUAGGUCACUGGUCGUCAUGAAACGUGAUAGUUCCGAGACCACUGUCAUACAAGAAAGGGAAACUGCCGUACAAGAGUUGAAGAACGAAUUGAAAAGCAUUAAAGAUCAAAUUAAAAAGAAAUCAGAAGCCGUGAAUACAACUACAGGUGAUGGAUUAAAUGGUGUGGAUGAUUUCUUGAAUGAAGAUGAUGUUGAACUGGAUGGUGGAAAGGCAAACCCAUUUCAAGAUCAAAUGCUGAGAGAACAAGAUGUUCAUCUAGAUAAUAUACAUGAAACGAUGCAAAAUUUACAUGUACAAGCACAGACAAUGGGUCAAGAAUUACAAGAUCAGGGUCAAUUAUUAGAUGAAAUGGAUGAAGGAAUGGAUACUGUCGUGAAUAAAUUAGCUCGUGGCAGGAGGCAGUUGGAAUGGGUAUAUGAAAAAAAUAAAGAAAGAUAUAACGAUUGCUGUAUAGGGUUGCUUAUUAUUAUUUUGAUUGUCCUACUAGUAUUAGCAUUCAUAGCGUAA
Messenger RNA from Naumovozyma castellii, 660 nucleotides. It is a transcript of the gene TLG1, whose product is annotated as Tlg1p. The coding region runs from base 1 to 660 and encodes 219 amino acids. NCBI's taxonomy places the organism in Eukaryota, Fungi, Ascomycota, Saccharomycetes, Saccharomycetales, Saccharomycetaceae. The transcript has a single exon. The record is from RefSeq and is a predicted model, not a curated record.